GUGGACAGUCUCUUUGACAUUGUCCAGAAAAUUCAUAGAAAAUCUAAAAAAAGGAAGUUAACUGAUUAUUUGCAUCUUUGUGAUGUAUUAUACCUUUUCAAUGAACGCCUGGAUCAAAUUUUGAAAAAUAUUCGGCAGAAUAAACAGGAAUAUUUUGAUAUGACAGAUGAUGAUUUCAACGCUUUUAGAAGCCAAGAAUUCUACAGUAUCAUCGUCGAACAGCUGAAAACUGCCUAUUUAAAGCAUUUGAAGUGCGUAAAGAAAUAUUUAUACGCUUUGAGCUAUGGGGCAUGUUGGCUAAUUAAUUUCACACAAGCAAAAAAUAACGGCAAUUCAGCAAAACAGGCGCUAUAAAACAUCUCAGACGUUCUCUGCAUCAGUACUUCAGACGCACUCAGAAAAUGCGCACGAAGUUGAUUGAAGAAUACGGGCGAAUCAUCGAACAAUAUUACGAUUUUGAGAAUGACAAUAUGGAUUUUUCGGCAUCCUUAACAAGCCUAGCGGGAUACAUGACCAAGGAGAAUGACAAAAAAAUGGUGGAAAUAGUUGACAACAUCGAGGCAAUAAUAUUAAACAAAUCAUCGCACUCGUAACAAACUUGUGGCAAACACCUCUUAUCAACUUUGAAUUUUAUUAAACC
Messenger RNA from Vavraia culicis subsp. floridensis, 640 nucleotides. RefSeq lists its product as uncharacterized. Lineage: Eukaryota; Fungi; Microsporidia; Pleistophoridae. The transcript has a single exon. The annotation marks the transcript as partial. The record is from RefSeq and is a predicted model, not a curated record.